Molecule: messenger RNA, 5446 nt
Organism: Coregonus clupeaformis (lake whitefish)
Lineage: Eukaryota; Metazoa; Chordata; Actinopteri; Salmoniformes; Salmonidae
Product: protein FAM193A-like
Source: RefSeq, a predicted model, not a curated record
AUAUUGGAAUCUCAAGUCUGUUAGGACUCUGAAGGUACUGGGUGGCUGUCUUACUGGAAGUCUUUAAAAUAUCCUCUAUUUAUACCAGAGGGAUUUGAGCUAGAAAUUCCACCUGAGACCCUGCCUGUACUGGACGGCAAGUUGUCUCUGACUUUUGUGGGAAAAUGAGUCCAACCGAUGCUAAACGAGGAGCUAAACGCAGGAAGAACAAGCGGGGCGGUGGCAGCAGUAGCUGCAGUAGUACUGUCUGCAGUACCAGUGGCAAGGCCGGGGUUUCAGCCACGGCCCUGUGUCCUCAAGCCACGGAAACACCCGUGUCUGCCAUGGGCUUUUUGACAUCAGGGAGCUCUGGAAAUGGGAACAUGGCCUCUAUCACAGGCCUGAACGGAGAGGUCCCUAUGAACGGUAACGUUACGCCACAGUUUUCGGAGGGGCCGGUGAAUUCUGACUUCUCUGGAGUCCUUCAGACCCCGUUCACAUUUGGCCUGAGCCAGAGGGCCCCAUACUCCACCACAGGCGACCGCUGCCUCCUGUGCCGGAGUGAGCGCAAGCCUGACAGCACACUCCAUCCUGACACGGGGCUCCCCGGGGCGGGGCAGAACGGUAUGGCGCAGUCCCCCAAGUCCCCCAGCGCUCUGCAGCUGCCCCUGUGGGUGUGCCCCGACUGCCGGCGCACGGUGGAGAAGGAGGACCGCCACGCCGCCCUGGAGCAGUCGCUGGUGAGCCAAGACUUCCUGUUGCACAUGCCUGUGGGUAACGGAGGCUUGGGCCAGGAGCUGCCAGCCGCGGGGGGCAGACUGACCAAUGGUGGCACGCCCCCAACCCUCCCAACUCUUCCCGCCCCGGACCUCACCAUCCCUAUGACUGCUGACACAGUGUGCAGUUGUGAGGCCUGCAACGAGAGACGGGAGAUUUCGGCCGAGUCCGAGCGCGAGUCCCAGCAGCUGCAGAACCACUGGUCGGAGGUACGCUACCUAGUGCGGUGCAUCUACCGCCAGACAGGCACGCCGCUGUCCGACGACCACGACCAGCCCCUGGACCGCGACAAGGAGGGCAUGAAGGAGUUGGUGGACAGGCUGUGCGAGAAGGACCCGUACCAGCUCUACCAGAGGCUGGAGCAGCAGGCCCGCGAGUACGUCCUAGAAAUGAAGGUGCGCCUGCUCAAGCACCUGUCGACCAGCUCCAAGGCUGCAGCGGCCGCCGCUCAGGGCCCCCCGCAGGCCCACCAGUUCAUCUCGCUGCUCCUGGAGGAGUACAGCGCCCUCUGCCAGGCUGCGCGCACCAUCAGCAGCUUCCUCCUUACCCUGGAGAACGAACACCUGCAGAAGUUCCAGGUGACGUGGGAGCUGCACAACAAGCACCUUUUUGAGAACCUGGUGUUCUCCGAGCCCAUCCUGCACAGCAGUUUACCAGCACUGGUUGCACAGCUGAGGCACGGCAUGGCCUCCCACGACUUGUACAGCGAGGACAUGUACAGGACCCUGCUGGAGAGCUACCAGCAGCUGGAGCAGGAGAUGGCCGCCGUGGCGGCCAAGUGGCAGGAGUGUGAGAAGAGGAUUGACGACUACGUCGACGAACAGCUGCUUUUUAAGGUAGAGGGCCAGAAUCUCACAAAUCAACGGACAGAACCACAUAAGUCUUUAAUUAGCAAAAAUACUUUGAAAACAAAACAACGGAUGCUGAAGGAAGACUGGGAAUUCUUUAAGCAGAGGAGGUUUAUAGAAGAACAGUUAACCAACAGUAAGAAAUCUUUAGCUGGUGACAGUAACUUUACAGACACGAUGAGAAUGCUCUCCUCUCGUCUCAGCAUUCCAGACUGUCCAAAUUGCAAUUAUCGAAGACGAUGCACCUGCGACGACUGCAGCCUCUCCCACAUCCUGACGUGCGGCAUCAUGGACUCGCCCAUUGCCGAGGACCUCCACAUCAAGCUGCCGCUUCAGGUCACGGAGCCCCCACAGCACCGGGACUACCUGGCCGAGGUGCACCCCCCCAGUCUCUCCUCCGGGGGCAGCUCAGCGUCCGCUUCGGCCUCCAGCUCCCCCAUCACCAUACAGCAGCACCCGCGCCUCAUCCUGCCAGAAGGGGUCGUCACCACCUUUGGUAGCGACGAUGACGAAGUGCCUCCUCUGUUGGGCAAGUUUGCGGACAUCUACCCCAUGGGCGGCUACGAGGACCCGGGGGUGGUGGCCGGCAUGAACGGCCUGCACAGCGAGCUCAACGGAGGCGGGGAGAACAUGGCGCUCAAAGAUGAGUCUCCUGGAGGGAGCAGCAGCAGCAGUAGUUCGUCGGUGGGCGAUGAGGAGGAGGCUGACGGGGAGAACGGCGGGGAGCCUCCGGGGCAGCGGGGGGAGCUCUCCCCAGGGAAGAGAAACAGCCCUCCGCCCUACUACCCCCAGCAACAGGUGCAACAGCAUGCCUGCGAGUGCCAUGUGUGCAACCAGGACCUGUCCUCCCUCGCCCCCCUGGGCCCAGCUCCCCCCCCCUCCCCCAGUCGGCUCCACGCGCCCCCCUCCGGCCACCAACAGUUCUUCACCGGGGGCGGCGACAAGACCCCCAGCCACCCAGCCCUCCACCUCUACCCCCACAUCCACGGCCACCUGCCUCUGCACAACCUCUCCCACCUGCCCCGGCCUCUACUGCACCCCACACUCUACCCCAGCCCCACCCUUUCACACAGCAAUCCUCUCCCCCCUGCCCCCAUGUCGAGCCACACUGGGCCCAAACAGCAGGCCUUCAGCCCCUCCCUACCGGACCACGUCUACCAGAACUGCUUUGGCGGCGGCGCUGGCGACUGGAACAGCUCGCUGCAGUGCCUCUCGCUCAAGUUCGAGAAUAUCUGCGACGCUGCCAUGAUGAAGAACUGGAACCCAUCGGUGCUGCUGCAGGAGCCCCUGCCAGGGGACAUGCUGGGACCACCCCUCCACCCCGACGUGCCCCUCCCCCCCUACCCCCCUUCAUCUCCUUCCCCCUCGCCAUCCGAGCAGCAACAGCCCCUGCCCAGGGAGAGGAAGAACGGCGCCAAGAAGAAGUGUCUCUACAAUUUCCAAGAUGCCUUCCUGGAGGCCAACAAAGUGGUGAUGGCCACCUCUGCCUCCACUGCCUCAGUCUCCUGCACAGCAACCACUGUCCAGUCAAGUGACGUAUUUCACAAUAUAGGUAAAGAGGACCAUAGGCAACAACCCACCCCCAUCGCCCCUAGGAACAGUCCCACGGGCCUGGCCUCCCUCCCUUCGCUCUCAUCUGGCCCAGCCCUGCCACCUGCCCCUGGCCCCACCACCCAGCACCACUACCCCAGCAUGGGCUCGCAGCCCCUUCCCAACGACUGCCACCCCGGCUCCAGGCUUCAUGGAGGCCCACCAUCAGGGCAUGUGCCUGUCACCCGCCGAGCCGCCCAGUGCCGCCCCAGCCGACGGGACCAUCAGCGCCCCCACCCAGCGUGUGCAGGGCUACGACGGCGAGGGGAGAGCCAGGACGAGGACAGCUGCUCAGAGCACAGCUCCUCCACCUCCACCUCCACCAACCAGAAGGAAGGGAAGUAUUGCGACUGCUGCUACUGCGAGUUCUUGGCCACGACGGGGCCCCCGGCGGCGCCCACCAGCCGCAACCACGCGGAAAUGCGUGAGAGCUGCGCACGGCUGACCAAGCGGAAGGAGGAGCAGCCCAAGAGGGAGGAGCAGCCGGCAGUGGUGGAGCGCGACAGCGGCCCUGACGGCGUGGAGGACCACCGGCGGGUGGAGGACUUGCUGCAGUUCAUCAACAGCGCCAGCGACAACAAGCCCGCAUCCAGCUCCAAGGCCGCCAAGCGGGCCCGCCACAAACAGAAGAAGAUGGAGGAGAAGGUGCGUCUGGAGGCGGAGGCCCGCGAGCGGGAGGAGCAGCAGGAGCAGCGGCUCCUGGAGGAGCAGCGGCGGCGGGAGGAGGAGGAGGCCCUCCAACGGGAACUCCUCCGGCUGCAAGAGCUGCAACACCUCCGCGUCGCCAAGAAGAAAAAGAAGGAGAAAGCCAAGGAGCUCGCCACCCCCCUCCCCGCCCCCGUACCUCAGAACAACCCCCAGCCCCUCAAACAGACGGCCCAGAACGUCCUGGAGAACCUCCGCAACGGCAAGAGCCAGCUCCUGCACAGCCUCAUGCGCCUCUGGCCACAAGGAUCCCCGACUGGGCACCGAUCCCAGCCCCGGCCCCAGCCUCCCCCCUCACAGCACAGCCCAAAGAGCAGCAGGGAGAAAGCCCCUACUCCGGCCCCUUUCCUUCACAACGGCACAUCCGCCGCACCACAACCGACUGAGGCCAAGCCUAAACAGCAGCAGCCAAUCAGGCAAGCCGCCAGCGAGACAACGAAUGUCAAGAAAGCCCCAGAAGCGCCCAAGAUGGUGACCACCACCAACUGUACACCACAACUACCACCAGAUGCCAAAGUGACCCGACCCAGGCUUCCCCGCAGAAGACUCGGUCGCCCCUCGGCACCGGGACCCAGGAAGGAGGAGAGGAGCAACGGGAAAAGGCAGCACCAUCAGCAGUCGGCGAGCCAGGUGAAAGAGGAGAGGAGCCAGCCCUUGUUGGAGCCCUCCCCCCGUGCCUCGCAGACGGAGCAGCCCCCAGCAGAACAGCAAACCCCUCAGCGCAGAGUCCCCCAGCCCAAGGCCAAGGCCAAGAAGAACAAGAAGAAGAAGGCCGACAAGACAAACAACUCAAUAGAUGACGUUUUCCUGCCCAAAGACAUUGAUCUGGACAGUACUGACAUGGACGAGACUGAGAGGGAGGUGGAGUAUUUCAAAAGGUUCUGCUUGGAUUCCGCCAGGCAGACCCGACAACGGCUGUCCAUCAACUGGUCCAACUUUAGCUUGAAGAAAGCAACGUUCGCCGCCCACUGAUGCGACCACGCGUAGGGCAAAGAAAAAUAGACUUUGGCAGGAAGCAAUCAGCACCCACUUACCCCUCCAUGCAAACACCCCCUAGUCAUGCUGUGCCCAAAUCGCGCCCACCCACGCUGCCUUCGCCUUGUUCCUUGUUGCUGUGCGGUUCUACCAUGAACCCAUCCUCCGGUCUGAUCCCCAAACAGAACUCUGAGAGAGGAAAAAAAGUAAUUAAUUAAAUGACACACACAAAAGAAGAAUCACAAAAUGCUACUUUCUACCUGAUUUUGUUUUUAUCGCUCGUUUGUGUGCUUUUAGUCUGUGAGUGGGGCAUUUCUCUUGACUUAAAAAGCCAUGUUCUGACAUUCAUUUUCUCUCUUUUUUGGCUGACUCGUAGUCAAAAGACGCUUACUAUGUAUGCCUUCCGAAAACAGACAUACAUGGAAAAAAUUCUGAGAAGAAAAAUAGAUAUAUGAUGAAUUUAAACCUUUUAAUUCAGUCACUGUGGCUUACUAUCCCCUUGUUACCCACAAUUCCUAGCACGGCAUAUCAUUCAGAUAACUGACAAGGGAAUGGGCAUGGUCUGCCGCACU